AUAAACACUUUUCUUUCCAUUGUCCCGAAACAAUAACAUCAUCCACUCAAAAAUAUCAAAUCAGAUCGAAUCCCCCGACAAUACAUUUGAAGUUAAACUCUCCGACAAUCAGUUCCGAACCAUGGCUCAGAAUCAACAACCAAUUUUUCAAACCAAGCCACAAGAACAUUUUGUGCAGAUACCAAUCAACAUCGAGCGUGAUUCAACCACACUCAUCAACCAAACCGGAAACUCAAGCCGGAAACCGAACCACUGGCCAACGAUUAUCCUCUCAAUCAUCUUCGUCAUCGUAGGUCAAUCCAUAGCUAAGCUCCUCGAAAACUUCUACUACGACCAAAUCCAUCGAAGUGACUACGACGAAAAACGUCAAAACGACGGCGUUUGGACUCAAUCCCUCCUCCAAACCGUCGGAUUCCCUCUCCUCCUCCUCCCUUUCAUCAUCCUCACCACCAAGAACCACAAUCAACCUCCGAUCAAUUCCGAUCGAUUCCACUACAAAUCCUUAGCCGUAAUCUACAUCUGCAUCGGAAUCAUCAUGUCGGUUCAAGGAAGACUCUCCGCCUUGGGGAAGCUCGAGAUUCCGUUUAGUGUUUUCACUCUGAUCUACACAGCACAGCUCAUCUUCACUCCGAUUUUCGCACGUCUCAUCAACAAAGUCAAAUUCAACCGAUGGAUCGUAAUCUCCUUGAUUUUGGCUGUCGUCACCGGAGCUCUCACCAAUUCCACUUCAUUCGGCGGCGAGCCAGACGAGGCGGAGGAGAAUUACGCAACAGGGUCAUGGGCGGCUCUUUUCGCCGGCGUAUGCUUCUCUCUCCUCCUCUGUAACAUCCAAAACGUAUUCGACAAUUACAUCUUCAAACGCACCGAAUCAACCACCAGAAAACCGAGCUUCGCCUCCGUUUUCGAAGUCCUCAUCUUCUCCUCCCUCGUCGCUACGAUCAUCUCCGCCGUGGGUCUUUUAAUCGCCGGCGAGCAUGACGAUUUGAAGAGGGAAAUGAAUGGUUUCUCCAAGGGGAAAGGUUCGUAUGUGAUGGCUAUGGUGGGUCAAGCCGUUUCGUGGCAGAUCUACUGGGUCGGGGUCGUGGGACUCGUCUUCUCUGUCUCGAGCGUGUUAUCGAACGUGAUCAGCGUCAUUACGUGGCCGAUCGUGUCGGUGCUUGUGGUGAUCUUCUUCAACUUCAUGGACGAUGAGUUUGAUGUGUUCAAAGGUGUCGCCUUGAUUACAGCCGCCUUGAGCGCCGCCGCUUAUUUCUAUAGGCUUCACAAAGAGAAUCGUGACAGUGGUAAUUAAGUUUGUUCCCAAAAUUAUUUUUUUUUAUAUAAAGGUUUUGUUUUUCUCCUUCUUUAAUUUGUUUGUGGGUAAGUUAGAAUCAUAUGUUUUGAUUGUUUAUAUGUGUAAGUAGUGCAAGUGUAACUGUUUCGGAUAUAGGUGUAAAUUUGUUUUAGUUUUGAUUUGUAUGAGUUUACUAUGAAAUGUUUGCAAGUGUAAGUGUGUGAACCUUUUCUCAUGAAAUAAUCUUCCAGUACAGACAAAUAUAAGAUC
Eutrema salsugineum is the source of this 1543-nucleotide messenger RNA. RefSeq names its product purine permease 14. Lineage: Eukaryota; Viridiplantae; Streptophyta; Magnoliopsida; Brassicales; Brassicaceae. Gene Ontology annotation, molecular function: purine nucleoside transmembrane transporter activity. Bases 122 to 1291 code for a protein of 389 amino acids. The transcript is spliced from 2 exons. The record is from RefSeq and is a predicted model, not a curated record. Gene Ontology annotation, cellular component: membrane.